This is a messenger RNA of Eimeria maxima, 1722 nucleotides long. Its product is annotated as ATP-dependent RNA helicase, putative. Lineage: Eukaryota; Apicomplexa; Conoidasida; Eucoccidiorida; Eimeriidae. The record is from RefSeq and is a predicted model, not a curated record. The coding region runs from base 1 to 1722 and encodes 573 amino acids. The transcript has 4 exons.
AUGCAGAUACUGUCUCCUCAGCUACUGCUGCAGCAAGUGCAGCAACAGCAGCAGCAGCAGCAGCAAAUGCAGCAGCAGCACAUGCUGCAGCAACUGCAGCAGCAAGUGCAGCAACAGCUAGAAAAGUUGCAGCAUCAACAGCAGAAGGGUAGGGAAAAGGAAGACCAGCAUAUACAACAACAGCAGCAGCAGCAGCAGCAGCAGCAGCAGCAGCAGCAGCAGCAGCAGGGGAGCCUAGAGGAGAGACUAAGAGUUAUAGAUAUAGGAGACAGAAGAGGGUACGAAGUGUCUCCUUUUAUUAGACAUUCAGCUGUACGUGUCCCUAAGGGUAUAGAGGAGAGGUGCCGCUGCGCUGCAGUGCUGGUGCUGCAGCGGCUGCAGCAGCAGCAGCAGCAGCAGCAGCAGCAGCAGCAGGAGCAGCAAGAGGAGGAGGAGAAGCAAGCAAUAAUAUUUUGCUGCAGCAGACAUGAUGUAUCCUUAUUAGCUUCUCAUCCUUUGCUGCAGCAGCAGCAAGCGCAGCAGCUGCAUGCAGAGAUGACGCAGCAGCAAAGGAGACACACCUUGCUGCUAUUUAGGGAAAAAAAAAUAAAUAUAUUAAUAUGUACAGAUCUUGCUGCUAGGGGCCUCCUAUUCCCUCCUUCUGUCUCCUUUAUAUUUAUGUAUGGGGGCCCCCCUCUCUCCCCUGAGGUGUACGUACACCGCGCUGCCUGUCUAGGCACACAUAAGGAGACACAUAAGGAGACACAUAAGGGGACAGGGGAAGAAAAGGAGAUAUAUAAGGAGAAGAAAGGAGACAAUAAUAAUAAGGAGAAGAAAGGAGACAAUAAUAAGGAGAAGAAAGGAGACAAAGGAGACUAUAAUAAUAAGGAGAAGAAAGGAGACAAUACUAAUAAGGAGGGAGACAAAGGAGACAAUAAUAAUAAGGAGAAGAAAGGAGAGAAUAAUAAUAAGGAAAAGAAAGGAGACAAUAAUAAUAAGGAGAAGAAAGGAGACAAUAAUAAUAAGCAUAUAGGGGAAGUAAUAGUAUUCGCAGCAGCAGCAAUGGGGUGUGCUGUAUUAGAGACACGUAAUAGUUUGCUGCAGUUGCUGCAGCAAAUACUGCAGCAGCAGCAGCAGCAGCAGCAAAUUGGACGUAUUGCUCUUACCCGUAAAGGUUAUGUAGUUGAGGUGUCUCCUGCAGCAGCAGCAGCAAUUAAACUGUCUCCUCUUAUUAAGGAAAGAGGUAUACGUGUCAUCUUCCUUACCUCCUUACCACCUCUUGUGCAGCAGCAGCAGCAGCAGCAGCGCAACAGACAGCAGCAGCAGCUGCAGAGACACCGCAACUAUGCACGAGGCAUUCACGGUCCUUCUUCUCCAAGAGCAAGAAGAAGCAGAAGUCGCAAAACAAUCCCUAAGACAAAGACUGCAGCAGCAAAGAAGGAAAAGUCAUGCAAGACCUGCAGCAGCAGCAGACAGCAGCACCAGGAGCGACAACAACAACAACAACAGCAGCAGCAGCAGCAGCAGCAGCAAGAGCAGCAGCAGCCGGAACGCUACAUCCUAACGCAACAUCUACAUUAUGUGCUAUUGGCUAGCAACAACUGCAGCAGCAACUCAGCAACAGCAACAACAACAGCAGCAGCAGCAACUCAGCAACAGCAACAACAACAGCAGCAGCAGCAACAACAACAGCAGCAGCAACAACGACAACAGCAACAGCAACAGCAGCAAGAGCAGCAAUAA